Messenger RNA from Eleginops maclovinus (Patagonian blennie), 868 nucleotides. It is a transcript of the gene sprb, whose product is annotated as sepiapterin reductase b. The coding region runs from base 86 to 856 and encodes 256 amino acids. NCBI's taxonomy places the organism in Eukaryota, Metazoa, Chordata, Actinopteri, Perciformes, Eleginopidae. The record is from RefSeq and is a predicted model, not a curated record. The transcript is spliced from 4 exons. Gene Ontology annotation, molecular function: sepiapterin reductase (NADP+) activity. Gene Ontology annotation, biological process: tetrahydrobiopterin biosynthetic process.
AUCAACUGUGAUCCCACUUACACAUCUACUUAAAAAAGUCUCCACUAACCAUCAGUAUCAGUACCAGCAGAGAAAAUCUGUGCUGAUGUCGGACAUUAAUUCUACAAACCCCAUGUCUCUGGGCCGGGGAAUCUGCAUCAUCACUGGAGCCUCCAAGGGAUUCGGACGAGUCAUAGCACAUCAAGUGUCCCGCUCUCUGGAGCCCCGCUCGGUCCUCCUGCUGGUGGCUCGCUCAGGGACUCUGCUGCAGGAGAUGAAGGAAGAGCUGCAGAGCUUCAUCGAGGGACGGCAGCUUGUGCUUCACUGCAUAACUGUCGAUUUGAGCACCAAAGAGGGUGUGGAUGAAACGGUCAGGGUGGCAAGGCAGGAAGCUGUAGAUGAAAUAGAACAUGUGCUUCUGAUCAACAAUGCUGCCUCUUUGGGCAACAUUUCCAAGUUUGAGACUUUCACCAAUCCUGAUGAGGUGAAUUCCUAUCUGUCGCUCAACGUAAGCUCUCCUCUGGCUCUGACAGCAGGGAUCCUGCAGUUGUGUCCCUGCAGGCCGGGCCUACGAUGGAGUGUGGUAAACCUCUCGUCUACGUUAGCACUGCAGGCCUUACCGUCCUGGGUGCUUUACUGCACCGCCAAAGCAGCCAGGAAUAUGAUGUUCUCAGUGCUGGCUAAGGAACAGCAAAAUGUCAAAGUCCUCAGCUACUCUCCAGGUCCAAUGGACACAGAUAUGCAGAAAGAAAUCCUGAGGGUAACUCAAGUCAAUCAUAAUCCACUGCCCUGCCAUGAGUCUGCAGCCAAACUGAUGAAGCUGCUACUGGACGAUGACUUCCCUUCAGGAGCACAUCUCGAUUUCUUCGAUGUGUGAGAUCAAUAUGAG